Pseudomassariella vexata is the source of this 1768-nucleotide messenger RNA. RefSeq lists its product as uncharacterized. The coding region runs from base 102 to 1604 and encodes 500 amino acids. The record is from RefSeq and is a predicted model, not a curated record. Lineage: Eukaryota; Fungi; Ascomycota; Sordariomycetes; Amphisphaeriales; Pseudomassariaceae. The transcript has 3 exons.
CCGGAAUCCAUCCCGCUAAUCUCAAAGACUUCGCUCCUGCCCCGGACAUCCUCGGUGAAUCACCACGAACACUCAUCAUAUCUGAUGCUCUGUCCUUCCUAAUGAAGAGCAAAUGGGCGAUGCGUAAAAGCUUCCUCAUCCCGGCUCGCGACUCACGUCACCGGACGGCAUGCUUCGCGCUCUAUCGCGCUCUGCUCAACCUCGCACCCCAUGUCCCACUCCCGUCCAACCUCGCAACAGCAUGGGGCCCUAAGAACCCCAUCGCGCACCUCAUAAGGCGCGCCUUCCGCCGCAACCGCGCUGAUGUCUCGCCUCGCCUUGUCUACCCAGCGUUGAAAGCCGGCUACAGAUUUUUGGCUCUGUUGCAGGGCGCGCAGACGCCUUCUUCGCCUGAACAUGACUCCGUGCUCUCUUUCCUGGAAGCGCGGUUGAAAGAGCGAAACCACACGCUCGCUCAAAAGGAACUCCACCCGCCCAACUCGAAGAACCCAGUCCAGAUGACGUCUGCGCCUAGUCCGCUGUCUGUUCCGCUGCUGGUCAACGUGACCCCGGAUCCCACACCCGAAAACCCUAACCCGAAACCCGUCUAUGCUGCUGCACACCGUCCGCGCCCAUUGUCUGAAUUGCCGCCCGGCGCAACGCGCAAAAUCCCCAAGUUCGACAUUGCCUCCGACUUCCCCAUCCUUCGGCUCGAUAAGCCGCAACCGCCCGUCCUUUCACGCGUACUGCGGCAGAAGAUCGUGAAGCGUCAGGAGCGCAUCACGAAAGUGAUGAGCAUUAUCGAGGAUGAGUUACCCGAGUGGGCCGACGAAGACGCGUGGGAGCGAAACGUGGCCGAUCUAAUGGAAAAGGAAUGGACAGAACGGCAAUGUGUGGCGCCGCACGAGCAACAGAUCCAGGAGACGGUGGCGCAAGCCAUCUGGGAGCACCAAGCUGAACAGCAGGACGAAAACGUAUACAAGCAGACCUUGUACAAGCAUGGUGUGUUGUGGCUCAACCGCGUUCUGUCUCGGGAACGCGAUGACGCGGUCGCCAGGGCCGAUGCGAUGCGCGUCAUCAUCGCCGAGGAGAAGGCAUUAGCGGAAAAGGAGAAGCAUGAACGCGCGGCUGAGAGGCGGUGCAGGUGGGAGGAGAAGAUGCGAGAGCUGCACGGAGAGGGCUGGGAGCAAACAGUGGAACAGGCCAACGCAGCUCACCGGAGAGAGAAAGAGGCUAAACCACGGCGGAAAGGAGAUGCGAUUGACAAAGAGCGGAGGGCGGCGCAGACAAAGGGGGAGGCAAAGAGGAAGGCAGUUGAAGAACAGAUGAAGGCACCGCUAGCAUGGCAGAAGGCAAAAGGGAAGGCGGCAGAGGAGUUUGGGCAGAAACGAGCAAACCCAAAGCAACCAGGAAAGACGAAGAAUGAGGUGUCUGAACAGGAGAUGGGGAAAAAGCCUGAAGAGGAGAAACGUCGCCUGGGCGGGACAAUUAACAGACCUCUGGUGAGGAGGACGCCCAUCAUAGGCCGAAGAGGAGUGACUGCCCGAAGGGCAAACAUUCCGGAUCAGAGAGUCGGACAAAAAGCGCCUGCGGAAUCAGUCGGAGGCGAGCGAAAGGAGCAGUGAUGACGAACAGGCAGUUCAGGGUGAAAGCGAUGGUGAGACGGGGGAGGGAGACGGGGAGACACCGGAGGUGGCCAAAAAAACGUGACCAGAAGUCCCAUUGUAAGAUCUUCUCGGAAUGAACAAAUCACCUCGCCUUGAUGUAUAUAGGUGUACAUUAUUAGGUU